UUCUCACACCAAAAAUCCACCUUAAACCGUUAGUUACUUCGAGAAGCUUGUCGGAGUCCGAGUCGGGUAGAAGUUGGUCGAGUCGAGAGUUGUAGUCGGGUAAUCCGCUAGAGGCACAAGAAGCUUGGGUAUUGCUGCGAUGAAGAUCAAAGGCUUCUUGUUGCAGAGUUCAUGCCAAAUGAUACUCUUGCUCAGCUUUUGUUCCAUCAGAUAAACCAAACCAUGGAAUGGUCAGUGACGUUGCGAGCGGCAUGUCAUAUAGCCGAAGCAUUAGAUUAUUGUAGCCAUGCAAGUUCUGUUUGAUAAGGAUGAUGAUGCAUGUAUUUCCUGUUUCUGUUUAGUGAGGGAGAUCAUCGAUUAUGAUCAAAGAACAACAGGAAGUGUGAACCCUGAGACUCUGACAUACAGAUCUGGUACUAUACUUGUGAAUCUGCUAACUGGAAUGCACAUUGCUCCAAGCCAUGUAAGUGAUUCUGUUUAAGCCCUCUCCUCUCUUGAAUUUGUGAUUGUAAUCAUUAGAUUCUCUGUCAUUGUCAAUGUCUUGCAACACAAGCCAAAUACAAAAGCGAGUUUUUCUUCAGUUUUAGGGUUUGGUAGAUUCGUGAUUGUUAUUUUACUAAACCUCUCUUUUUCAA
Arabidopsis arenosa is the source of this 635-nucleotide messenger RNA. NCBI's taxonomy places the organism in Eukaryota, Viridiplantae, Streptophyta, Magnoliopsida, Brassicales, Brassicaceae. The record is from the annotation of a GenBank genome assembly.